AUGUUUUCCAGGAGGUUAGCAACCGCCGCGCGUGUCGUGCAGCUGCGCAGGCCGCUGCAACCCAUGCGCGGCAUGCCUCUGCCCGCCCUCAUGAACCAAGUGCGAACCUAUGCCGACACCAUCGUCAAAGUCCCGCAAAUGGCCGAGUCGAUCUCUGAGGGCACCCUGAAGCAAUGGAACAAGCAGGUUGGCGACUAUGUCGAGCAGGAUGAAGAGAUUGCCACCAUUGAAACUGACAAGAUCGAUGUCGCCGUCAACGCCCCUGAGGCCGGUACCAUCAAGGAGCUCCUCGCUAGUGAGGAGGACACCGUUACCGUCGGCCAAGAUAUCGCCAAGAUCGAAGCUGGCGGCGCACCUCCAGAGGGUGGCAACAAGGCGUCCAAGCAAGAGGAGGCUUCUACCGAUGCUAAGCCUGCCGAGCCCAAGGAAGAGAAGAAGACCGAACCCAAGCAGGAGUCAAAACCAGAGUCCAAGCCCGAACCUUCGAAGCCUGCCUCCAAGCCGGAGCCCAAGAAGGAGACAUCUUCGCAGUCCGCCAAGGAGACCUCUGGACCCGUCCUGGGUAGCCGAGAGGAACGUCGUGUCAAGAUGAACCGCAUGCGUCUCCGAAUUGCCGAGCGCCUCAAGCAGUCUCAGAACACGGCCGCCUCUCUGACCACCUUCAACGAGGUCGACAUGUCCUCGCUGAUGGAAUUCCGCAAGCUCUACAAGGAUGAUGUUCUGAAGAAGACUGGCGUCAAACUGGGCUUCAUGAGUGCAUUCGCCCGUGCCUCUGUCCUGGCCAUGCGUGAUAUUCCCGUUGUCAACGCCUCGAUUGAGGGUGAGAAUGGUGGCGACACCAUUGUUUACAGGGACUACGUUGACCUGAGUGUCGCCGUUGCCACUGAGAAGGGUCUUGUCACCCCCAUUGUCCGCAACGUCGAGGGCAUGGACUUGGUUUCCAUCGAGAAGUCCAUCGCCGAUCUUGGCAAGAAGGCUCGUGACGGCAAGCUCACCAUUGAGGAUAUGGCUGGUGGUACUUUCACCAUCAGCAACGGAGGCGUUUUCGGUUCGCUCAUGGGCACCCCCAUUAUCAACCUGCCUCAGAGUGCUGUGCUCGGUCUUCACGCCAUCAAGGACAAGCCCGUUGCAGUGAAUGGCAAGAUUGAGAUCCGCCCCAUGAUGUACCUUGCAUUGACCUACGACCACCGUCUGCUGGACGGACGGGAAGCUGUGCAGUUCCUGGUCAAGAUCAAGGAGUACAUUGAGGAUCCCAGACGUAUGCUGUUGUAA
Messenger RNA from Pestalotiopsis fici W106-1, 1272 nucleotides. Its product is annotated as putative dihydrolipoyllysine-residue succinyltransferase component of 2-oxoglutarate dehydrogenase complex. The coding region runs from base 1 to 1272 and encodes 423 amino acids. NCBI's taxonomy places the organism in Eukaryota, Fungi, Ascomycota, Sordariomycetes, Amphisphaeriales, Sporocadaceae. Gene Ontology annotation, molecular function: dihydrolipoyllysine-residue succinyltransferase activity. The transcript has 4 exons. Gene Ontology annotation, biological process: tricarboxylic acid cycle. The record is from RefSeq and is a predicted model, not a curated record. Gene Ontology annotation, cellular component: oxoglutarate dehydrogenase complex.